Messenger RNA from Penicillium cataractarum, 3036 nucleotides. RefSeq lists its product as uncharacterized. Gene Ontology annotation, molecular function: S-adenosylmethionine-dependent methyltransferase activity. The transcript has a single exon. Bases 1 to 3036 code for a protein of 1011 amino acids. The record is from RefSeq and is a predicted model, not a curated record. Lineage: Eukaryota; Fungi; Ascomycota; Eurotiomycetes; Eurotiales; Aspergillaceae.
AUGACUGACGCCCUCCGCCUUCCACCUGCGCGAUUUCCGCCUCUUCGGCAGGCCCGAGGCACGGUGCUUAAUACUAUAAUGGAAGAUACUCGCGAGUCCCAGUUUUCAGAAAAGGGCGCCGGUAGCCCAUCACGACUCAAACCAACCCUGGCCAGCCCCAAGUUGACACUCAAGACCAGUGGACUAUCAGUACCGACUCAUGCCCGACUGGCCCGGUUGAUGUCGCCACUGUCGGCAGGGACGACCUCUUCAUGUUCGGACCAUGAAUGGCAGCAACAGAUGCAACCUUUUGACGAUCUGUACGAUGCCACGGAUGACGAUGACAUGGACGAUGACAAUUCCACUGAGAUUAGUGACUCUUGUUUCUCGGCGCCGGGCACUCAGCGCUCUAGCUUGGUGACACCAAUCACGAGGAAUUCGGUCACUUCGACGGGCAGUCGUGGCAGUCGCAAAAGUAGAGGUGGGCUAACCCUCGACAUUCCUUCGUCCACGAAUUGGCCCUCCCUCUCUGGCACCUGCAAGAGUUCGCCCAUCCCGCCGACUCCUCCGUCCACGAUCCCAGUCUCUCCUGCGGCGCUCUCCAUGCUCGGUCGAUCGGUCCCGGCACCCUAUGCACCACCCUCUCUCGAUGGGGAUAUCUCCUCCGACCAGGAAUCUAAUCUCAGUGCCCUGGCCACUCCAGACACCCAUUCGCUUCCUGAUACGAACUGGGAUGCACAAGGUGUCCACGUCCGGCCCGAUCUCGAUGGGAGUGAUGCGGAGGAUCUGGGCAGUCACGAAAGCAAUGCAGACCUCCAAGCGGUCUCUUUUUCCAUUGAGAGUCCACAGAGCGACUGGCGCAAUGUCCUCGGACGGUUUCCCUCGCUUCCCACGGCUUUGCAGAAUACUUCGACAUCCUCGUUAGGAUAUGAGAAUGAAAUGUAUUCCGAAGAGCCGCCUCGGGAAUCCACUCCUUCAGAUCAAGGGCUAUAUCUGCCGGAUGGUGCUUUGGCAAUGCUGCAGCAUAUUCCGUUGGAUCGCACGCCCGAAUCCUGGUCCGAGACCUCGGAGGACGAUGAGAUGUGGCAACUCCAACCUGCUCCACGAAGUCGCCCACGAAGUGCCGAUGGAGUCACUCCUGCUUCGGAAUUGUCCGGGUAUAGCUUCAGCGAGCUGAGCAUCCCAUCGCCCGGCGGCUUCUUUGCUUCGUUGGCACCGCGCGCUCGUCACACAUGGUCGAUUCCGGCUGACAAUCUCCCACCAACGACCGCCGUGGCUGAGGGCUUCUAUGAUCUCCCUUUCUCUCGAGAUCAAGGAGAGGUCGUCGAGCAGGUCAUCGAAUGGCCUGACCGCGUACAAGAGGAUGAUCCCGACACUGCGAUCCGUGACGAGGAUGGCCCGCCUACAGCCAUUCGAGUUCCAUGCGACACGCCUACUCGACCCCUCACGCGCCAGGACACCCACAGUCCAACGAGUGCCACCUUUGAGGCCGUUCAGGAGAUCACUCAACCCAGUAACGUGUACGAGUAUGAUGAGCUGUAUGACAAUGAGCUGCAGGAACGUGCUGCCGCAAGUCUCGACCGGACCAGCGUGUGGCUCUCAGCCCAAGCAACUUACCUCUCCGCAUUGAAUGAGACCAAUCCCAUCAACGAGAUUGAUUCAAAGGCGAACUCUGAUGCUGGCGAGAAGUCACCCACUCAAGAGGAGGACGUUGAUGCAGCACCAAAGAAGGCCGUUCGAUUUGCCGAGGGUGUCCCCGAAUCUCUCAGUCCACGUCCACCAUUGUCAGCCAGCAAGGACUCCAUCUACUGGCGUGGGUUCCAGUCAAUCCGACAACGGUCCAGUUCAGCUGACGGCUUCCUUCACCGCAACAUGCGCUUCGAUGCGAUUCAGUCCUUCCGGCUGGGUUUGGUGGAUAUGCACCUCAAUAGCCUGAUGGGUAAAUACGAGCUCGUCCGCCCAGAGAGACCCGCAUACAAGGGUCCCUUCUCCCAGGCGCCCCGCAACUCAAUCAUCACAUCCGUCUUGGCCGAGAAAGCGCAGUUCGCCAAGCUUGAGAAGGAGCAGCUUGUCCUUGCCCAGCUCUGUCAACCCAUGUGGGCCAUGGACGCACUCCGAUGUCUAAACGGUGGCAAGAUGCUGACGAGCCCGGUUGAGAAGCGAGCUAGGCGAACCCGCAAAACUCCCCAAAGUCAAGAUGAACAGAAGCCACGUUCAGUACGCAUUCUCGAUCUCGGCGGCCAUGCCUCUUGUGAAUGGGGCUGGCACGCAGCGCAAGAGUUCCCGCAUACAAAGGUCUACUCGGUCGUCAAUCAGACGCAGACUGUCAACAGCGCCAUCAAGGGUCCACCCAACCACCGCGUGGUUUCGGUUGAACGCCUUUGGGAGCUGCCGUUUGGCAAUAACAAGUUCGAUGUUAUCACCACGCGCUCCUUGCAUGCUCUAUUGAAGACCGAAUGUCCGAACGGGUUUGAUCGGGAUGAAUACGACUUGGUGCUGAAGGAGUGUCGCCGUUGUCUCAAACCUGGUGGGUAUCUGGAGUUCAUGGUUCUGGAUGCAGAGAUCUCUCGCGCGGGUUCGUAUGCCUCGGCGUCUUCUGUUGAGUUUGUAUUCAAUCUUCGCACGCGUGGAUACGAUCCCGUCGCCUCCAAGACCUUCCUCGCUCGUCUGCGCCAGAGUGGCUACGUCAAUAUCAAGCGUGCCUGGAUGUUCCUACCCAUGGGCAUUGAACCCGCCCAACCACAGCCGAUCAGGGAAACACCAGCACCACGGGUCCCGAGUGGAAUUGAGGAGUACGAGGCCGUGCAGGGGCCGAUUGGCAGCACGGGCGACAUUGCCAGUAUCACGGGGAUUCUGGGUGGCUGGAUGUGGGAGCAGUGGCUGGUCCGCUUGCGGACUGAGAUGGGUCAUGACCGAAGCAAGUUGCUGGAUGGAGUAGGAGCAGUGUUUGAUGAAGGGAGGAAGAACGGAGCAGGCUGGACCUGCUUGUCCGGAUGGGCGAUGAAGCCGAAGCGCGUGAAACAGAUGGUUCAGCACCGGAGAGCCGGGUCGGCCUGA